Pipistrellus kuhlii (Kuhl's pipistrelle) is the source of this 1636-nucleotide messenger RNA. RefSeq names its product peroxiredoxin like 2C (gene PRXL2C). The transcript has 6 exons. The coding region runs from base 1 to 717 and encodes 238 amino acids. The record is from RefSeq and is a predicted model, not a curated record. NCBI's taxonomy places the organism in Eukaryota, Metazoa, Chordata, Mammalia, Chiroptera, Vespertilionidae.
AUGGCCGCCCCGGUCCUGGCCCCGAUCACACAGCAGGUCAGCGGCCGCACCGCCACAGUCCCGGUCCCGGGCGGCCCCGCCGCUGCUGCGCUGGUCCCGAGCGGCCCCGCGCGCGGGCAGCCACUGGCCGCCGCCGUGGCCGGGCUUCCGGUGCUGGACGCGGACGGGAGGCGGGUGCCGUUCGGCGCGCUGUUCCGGGAGCGCCGGGCCAUCGUAGUCUUCGUGCGGCAUUUCCUGUGUUACACCUGCAAGGAGUACGUGGAAGAUCUGGCCAAAAUCCCCAGGAGUUUCUUGCAAGAGGCAGAUGUCACCCUUAUAGUGAUUGGACAGUCAUCCUACCAUCAUAUUGAGCCUUUCUGCAAACUGACUGGGUAUUGUCAUGAAAUCUACGUUGAUCCUGAGAGAGAAAUUUAUAAAAGAUUGGGAAUGAAAAGAGGUGAAGAAGUUACCUCCUCAGGACCGAGCCCCCAUAUAAAGUCAAACAUCCUCUCAGGAAGCGUUUGGAGCCUGUGGCGGGCGGUGACCGGCCCUCUGUUUGAUUUCCAAGGAGAUCCAGUUCAGCAAGGCGGGACCCUCAUUGUAGGUCCAGGUCAUGACAUCCAUUUUAUACACCGUGACAGCAACAGAUUGGAUCACAAACCCAUCAACUCUGUUUUACAGCUUGUGGGAGUCCAGCAGGUGGACUUCACAGGCAGACCUUCAGUUAUCCAUGUGUGACAGACAGACUGUCACAUUCAAAUGGACCCUCAAGACAUGGCGCAAAAUGUUGGCAUGUGUAUCCUUGAGUAGUGUCUAGUUUGUCAGCCGUUGAGGAGUUCUGAAAACACAGAGACAUGUACCAGUUAAACUGCAAGCUGAGAGGCAUUGAUUGUCAAAAAUGUGAUGUAUAUUUAUAAUUUUAUGGCUUUUAAAGUUUUAAACAAAUUUUAUUUAUACAAAUAAAACUUUUUUGUGUUUUUUCUUUGUUACUCCUCUCUUGAGAAUGUUUUCUCCAUUCAUUUCCAGAGAGAGUAGUAUGGAAGGGAAGAGACACAGAGAGAGAAACAUUAAUUGAGAGAGACACAUUGAUUGGUUGCCUCCCGCAUGCACCCUGACCCUGGGCGGGGAUCGAGCCUGCAACCGAAGUAUGUGCCCUUGACCGGAAUUGAACCUGCAUCCCUUCAAUCUGUGGGCCAAUGCUCUAUAUCCAUGGAGCCAAAAUAGCUAGGGCCAAAUAAAAUUUUAAAAGCCAUAAAAUAGUAAAUACUAUUCUUUUUACUUAGUGGAUUGUCAUUCUUUAUUUUUUCUAGAAUCUUAAUAUGAAAUAUCCCAGAAAUUCUAAUAAAAAUUAUCUCCAAGUUAAAUACAGGAUGGAGCAAAAGUAGGGGUUUAUAGUUGCUCAUAUGGAAAAGAAUACAAUAAUUACAAAUAAUAAACUCUGUUUUGUAUACUCACAACUGUAAACCUACUUUUACCAUGCCCUAUAUUGGUAAUUAUUAGCAAGUAUAAUACUGCAUUGAAUUUACAAUUUUUUAUCUAGCAUAUGAAGUCAUACAAAAAUAUAUAUUUAAAGUAUCCAAAUAUUUGAAUAUUUUCAUGUACAUAUACUGCACAAUCAUGUUCUUAAUAAAAAUAAAAUUGCUCAUAAAAUUGAAAA